Messenger RNA from Argiope bruennichi, 4649 nucleotides. Its product is annotated as transmembrane emp24 domain-containing protein 5-like. The record is from RefSeq and is a predicted model, not a curated record. NCBI's taxonomy places the organism in Eukaryota, Metazoa, Arthropoda, Arachnida, Araneae, Araneidae. The transcript is spliced from 4 exons. Gene Ontology annotation, biological process: Golgi organization; endoplasmic reticulum to Golgi vesicle-mediated transport; intracellular protein transport. Gene Ontology annotation, cellular component: endoplasmic reticulum-Golgi intermediate compartment; endoplasmic reticulum; COPII-coated ER to Golgi transport vesicle. Bases 177 to 917 code for a protein of 246 amino acids.
UUACAUACGUUUUUCUAUUUCAAAAGUGUUAGAAUACCGAUAAAAAAGCAGUAAUAGUUGCUUUAGUAGCAAUUGCGUUUCUUAUCGAUAUAUGCCUUCGUAUGAUCUUUUAAAACAAUUUUCGGAUUCUUUAAGCACAAGGAAAAAACGAGAAAAUUCUUUUAAAAAAAUUUAGCAUGUUGGGAUUUACAAAAAUGUUUUUAACUACAAUUCAUUUUUGUUGCUGGUUGUCGCUGUUAUUGUUAUGUGCCGGAGAACAAAAAUAUCCUUAUGACGGUCCCGAAAAUGAAUUAACUAUUCAUGUUACUCCUGGAUCAACAGAAUGCUUUUAUCAAAAAGCAAAAUCGCAGCAAACAUUAGAGAUCGAAUAUCAGGUUAUUGAUGCUAAUUUUGGAGAUGUGAACAUUAACCAAGAAUUAGAUAUCAAUUUCCAAUUGUUUUCUCCUAAUGGAAAAGAAUUGAUAUCUGAUUUUAAACAGUCUGAUGCUAAUCACAGACAUGAAGUAAAGGAAGAUGGAGAUUUCAAAUUGUGUUUUGACAAUCGCCACAGUCAUUUUUCCACAAAAACUGUUUAUUUUGAAGUGUUUGUUGAUUCUGAUUCUGAUGAUUAUGAUGACAAAUGGGAUGAUUAUGAUUUCUCUCCAGAAUUACUUUACAAUGACACAAUGGACCAAAUCAAGAGUUCCAUUGCAAAAGUUCGUGAAGAUUUAAAUAAAAUCAAGCAUCAUCAAGAUCAGUUGAAGGCAAUUGAAUCUCGAGAUCGUAAUCUCCAAGAGCACAACUUCACUAGUGUAAAUAGAUUCUCAAUAUUAAUCAUUGUUGUUAUGAUAGUUGUUGGAGCUAUACAGAUCAUCAUGAUUCGAAGCUUGUUUGAAGAGCACAGUAAACUACACAAAGUAUUUAAAUUGCUGUCUUGAUAAAAUUUAAAAAGAAACUAGUUUUAAAUUCAAUUUUUACAAUUCAUGUCAGAUUUCUCAAAGUUUUUUAUAAUUAUUUAUAGAAGAGAGUGAACUUGUGACUUGCUGAUUAUAUAGUUUAAAUGGUAUUCUCACUGGAAUUUUCAUGCAACGUUAUGUUUGUGUGUAUUUGUUAAACCAAUAUUAUAUAACAUUUUAUGGUUUUGUGGUAAAAUGUGUUUUCUUUUCUCAAUAUCUGGAUUAUUUAUAAUGAAAUUGUUUUGUCUGGGUUUGCUGUUACAAAUUUCUGCAAAUAAUCUUAGAUGUACUUUGUAACAAACUGUUUUCAGGAAAUAUGUAUGAUAUUUGAAGGUUGACUGUGUUUGUACAUUAAUACUAGAGGCAUUAAAAUCCGAUUUUUAUGUAGGAAGCUUUAUUUAAUAUUAUAAUUAAUCUCUUGAAAUAAUUUUGUGAUUUGAGCUAUAUUUUUUUAUCUGUAAAUAAUAGAAUCAGAUACCGAAAGGAAUUUUAGAAGACAUUUUUCAGAUCUGAAAGUUCGUUUAAAAAAAAAAGAAUCUUAUAAGAAAUUAUCCAAAUAUUUUUCAGUAUCUAACUUUUUUCAUAUUCAUCUUACUUUGUAAACUUUAACAAAAUAAUUUUUUUCAAUACUCUACAAUCAUUGUUGUAUUGUUAUUUGUAUUGAAUAUGGCAUGCUCCAAUAUUUAUUUUCCUGUGUGAAAAUCAAAAAUAUUUAAUUUGAUUGAUUGAUUUUAAAUAUUUAAUCAAUUUUUAUGUGUACUUAGUCAUUUUUUUUGUUGUUAAAUAGUUUGCCUUCUAUAUAUUCUUUCUGAUAAUAAGUAAAUAUAAUGAUGCAUAUUAAACCAAAGAAAAAAAAUUCUUACUUACUCCAAAACCAGGUAACCAAAAACAAUAUUUGAGAAAAUUGACUGUAAUUGCAUUUAAAACAAGUUUUAAAAUGAAAGAUUAAAUAGAAAUCUAUAGAGAAUCAAUUCUCAAUCUGAAUAUAAAAUAAAUAAGACAAGAGUUAAUUUAUUUUCUUGGGAAAAUGUUCCUAGUUCCCUGAUUUUUUUCACACAUUAAAAAAAUAGCAGAUAAAGAAGUAAUUAUUCGGUGCUUAUUUUGUUAGAUAAAAAGUUAACACUAAUUUAUAAUUGAUUUUUUUUUUUUCUAUUGUGAACAAUUUUUAUAUGUAUAGAUAAGCUACUUUGAGUGACUGAAAUAUGAUUGUGCCAUUAAGUGUUAAUAAUUUUUUUUGAUGCAAACAUAAUAUGGAUGCAACAGCAUAUAUUAAUACAUUAUGUGACCAAGUAAAAGAAUAUAUUUUCUUUGGUCUGUAUAUUUUAUAUGUGUUGUAAAAUAUUACUAAAAAUAUUUAUAUAAAUUACUACUAUAAAUAUUUUUCUCACGCUCAUUAUUAAAUUUGAAAAUAAUUAAAUUGCUGGCAUUUCUGAAAAAUUAUUGAAUGUGAUUUAUCAGUUAACCUAAAAAGAACACUUAUGUAAAGAAAGGAUUUUUUUAAAAUCUUGAUUUUAUAACAGUAAUGUCAUUUGUAAAUAUAUAUUUUUUUUUCAAUUUAUUUAACUGUUUAUAUGUGCAUGCAUAUAUAUAAUAUAAAUAAUACUUUUAAGAUUUCUUCCCCUUACUUUUGCAUUGGAAUACUCAUUUAAAAUGUCAAAAAUAAAAAAAAUAGGAAUUACUAUAUUAUACUUGCAGAUACUUAUCAACUCUGAUUUAUACUAUACCUGUUUUAGAAAAUAAUAGUUUGAUCUUAAAAACUAAAAAAGCAAUUGAGAAUAUAUUUAUUUGCAAAUAUGAAAAUGUAAACUUAAUGAACUGCAUGAACACAGUAUUCAUGUAAAAAUAUCUGCUUAUUUUAAUGUAAAUAAGGGUUUAUAAAACUUAUAAUUUAAAAGAGGGGAUGUUAUAUUCUAAAGAUCUGAAGUAGUCUAAUCCAAGUUAUAAAAAAAAUGAAUAUGAAAUUAUGUUGAUACAUUUCAUUAAACGUAAAAUUUUAGUAUACUGCUUAUUUCUACUAUGGUUAUUCAAGGACAUUUAAAAUUAUGUUUACUUAUCGAUGAAUUCUUUAGCAUUAACGUAAAUAAUUUUCUGCAAUUGUUUUUUAGAAAAGGCUGGAGAUAAAUCCAGUAUGUUUAUAAGCUCUUGGUUAGUUUUUAUUAUUGUGAUAUUAUUAAAUUGUCUAAAUAAAAAAAAAAAUUGAGUAUAUUAGAUUAUAAAAUUAACCAUUUUAAUAUUAUUUUUAAUACUUUUCUAUUAUUUUAAAUCAUCAUGAAUUUCUUACUAUUUUUAUAUGUUUUUAAAUAAUAAUUAAAUACUUUAGUUCUAAAAUUAUUUUUUCCUAUUUUAAGUACUGAAUUUUAAUCAAAAAUAAUGUGACGCUAUAUGUUUUGCAUCUUUUCUACUGUACAUAAUAUUUUCUUUAAUUAUAAAAAUAUUAUAAAGCCUAAACUUAUAUAAUUUAAUGCUUUAAUUAAAUUUGAAAUGUCUAAAUAAAUUAAUCAUAAUCUGCAAGUCCCCAAAUUUUAUAAGCAUUCUGUAUUUAAUAAUAAUUAUAUUUAUAUAAAAUGUUCUGGUUUUUAUUUAAUUAAAAAUUUUAAGAAAUAUAUUAAGUAAUGUCAAAUAGGCAUAAUUAUACAAUGAGUAAACAAUCACUAUUUAUAGAUUUUAAUUUCAUUAUUGUAAGCAUCUAAAUAUCUGUAUUCCGUUAUGCACCCAUAAUAGAACACCCAUCAUAAAAGAAUAAAUAUAAUUUUAGACUGCAUAUAAUGCAAUAAUUAAAAAAAAAGAAAAGGAUAUUGAUUUGGAAGUGCUUUUAAUGCAUGUCUUUCCCUAAAUAAAACAUUAACAUAUAUAAUGAAUCAGGCUUGAGUUCAGUACAAAAAAAAACAGUAUUUAAAACAUUUAAAUCCUGAGGUGCUAUAAAAUGACAAUCGUGUGGGUUAUUGAUUCUCUGCUCUGUUAUUUGUCGAAAUAGACUAAACAAGAAUAUUAGGUGCUGAUGAUUCUGUAUAUCUCAAUAAAGAAUUAUGAUCAAAAUGUAUCAUUAUUUAUGAGUGUCGGUCAACAAAUACAACAAUUUUUAUGAUUGUUAAUGAUUAAGAUUUUCAUGGACUUUGUAAAAGAAGCUAUUGCAUGCAUAAAAGAAUCUUCAACCUAUUUUUUUUCUCUAAUAUUUUAACUUCAUCUUUUUAUAUAUUACAUAACAAAUGUUACACUUGCUAAUUAAGCUUCAAACCGUAAUGAUUGCUUUUCUUUAUGAUUAAACAUUAAUUUUGUGUGACUAAUAAGAUAAAAAUGAGUAUCAAAAAUUAAAAUUCUUUAUAUCAGCAUAAUAUCAAUUCUUUCUUAAAUUUUUUUAGUUAUGUUUCGACUUAUCAAAAAAAAAAAAAAAAAGUGCAUUAGUAGGAGACAAAAAAUUAUUUUAAAUCUGAAAUAAAGCAUUAUUCAACUAUCUGUUAAAAUACAGGAUUUUCUUUCUCCUGUUUGUGAACUACACAAAAUUUUUGAUUCAGUUAAAAAAAAAUUUAAAUGUUUGAAUUUUAUGUAUGUGCCAAAAAUGUGCCUUUUGAAUUUGCUAUAUUUCCAAUUUUAUUUACUAUCUCUAGUCUUCCUAUUGUAAAAUGUUUUUGUUUGCAUGUUCCUUUUUUUAUUAUUAUUGUACUGUUGAAGUACUUGAAAGUAGCUUGUCAUUACCAAAGUUUGCUUGUGAUUGAA